AUGACGGCCGACCUAGCCAUCGCCAAUGCAACCGAAACUCCCAACUCGAACAAGCUCAGCCUGGAAUUGCGCUUUCAGGAGCAGCUGAGCGAAAAUAGCAACGUCCAGAAGACAAGGCAGCCAAGCUGGUGGAAAGAUGUAGUGGUUUAUCAGGUGUGGCCAGCUUCUUUCAAGGACUCAAAUGGGGAUGGCUUGGGCGAUCUGCGUGGAGUCAUCUCCAAGCUAGACUACUUGAAGGAGCUUGGUGUGGACGUUGUCUGGCUAUCACCUAUAUACGAUUCUCCACAGGAAGAUAUGGGCUACGAUGUCUCUGAUUACAAUAACAUUUACCCGCCGUACGGGACUAUGGAUGACAUGGAGGAGCUGAUUGCCGGCCUACAUAUCCGUGGAAUGAAGAUCAUCAUGGAUCUAGUCAUUAAUCAUACCAGCAGUGAGCACUGGUGGUUCAAGGAGAGUUACAAGAGCCGGCAGGGUAAAUACGCAGACUUCUACAUGUGGAAGGACGCGAAGGUAGGCCAAGAUGGCCGACGGGAACCUCCAAGCAACUGGGGAAGUGUUUUUGGAGGAAGUGCUUGGGAGUGGGUCGAGGAGAGACAGCAAUACUAUCUACACAUCUUCUCAAAGGGCCAGCCAGAUCUCAAUUGGGAGAGUGCUGAGGCGAGAAAAGAGAUUCAUGAGAGUGCCAUGCGAUUCUGGUUCAAGAAGGGUGUCGACGGCUUUCGAGUCGACACUUGCGAUAUUUACAGUAAAGAUCCCGAGCUACGGGACACAGAACCUACCCCACGCACUGCACCAUUUGGAGACCCUCAAACCGCUAUGGAGAGCGGCCCCAGGAUCCAUGAAUACUGGCGGGCUAUCCGAAAGCAAGUGCUCGACGAUUUUGGCGACCCACUCAUGGUUGGGGAGAUGUCGCUGACCAGUUUCGAGGACACUCUUAAGUACAUCGGGCGUGAACCAAGAGAGCUGAGCAUGAUCUUUGACUUUACCUACGCCACACUUGGUACUCUACACGACCAACCUCUGCACCAUCCGCACCCGUUCAAGCUCUCCGAAGCAAAGGCUGCCAUGAAGAGGACGCAAGAUUAUGUCGCCCAUCCGGCAGCAUGGUCCUCUGUUUUCAAGGAGAAUCAUGACUUCCCUCGCAGCGUUUCGCGUUUUGGGACCCAAAAUCCCAAAUACUGGAAACCGGCUGCAAAAUUGUUAGCAAUGAUGACGGCCACGCUGUCAGGAACCCUCUUCCUCUAUCAAGGCGAGGAAAUCGGUAUGACAAACAUCCCAGACGCAUGGAGUGUCGAAGACCUGAAGGAUAUCUCGUCGAUAAACUACUGGAAUCGGAUGAAGGAACAGUAUCACGACGACAAGGAGAUGAUGGCAAAUGUUUGGAAAGCUAUUGUCAACUACAGUCGAGACAAUGGGAGGACUCCGGUCCAAUGGUCCAGCGAAAAGAAUGCCGGCUUCACUACUGGGAAGCCUUGGAUGAGGGUUAACGACAAUUACAAGUCCAUCAAUGUCGAGGAUCAACAACAAGAUAAAGACAGUGUUCUAGCAUUCUGGCAGCAGCUUCUGCAGCAGCGAAAGCUGCACAAGGAUAUCUUCGUAUAUGGCAGCUAUGAGGUCCGCAACUUUGACAACGAACAGACCUGGACGUUCAUGAAGCAGGGUGACAAUGGGCGGACAGCAUGGAUCGUGCUGAACUUCUCUGAAGAGGAUGCCGCCAUUGAUUUGCCCAUCAAGCAUGGCAAAUUGAUCUUGUCCAACAUGCCCUCGAAUGGAGACAGCCUCAUAGAUCGACUCAAACCAUUCGAAGGUAGAAUCUACAUGGGUUCGCAAACAUACAUUAGGGAGAAAUAG
This is a messenger RNA of Exophiala aquamarina CBS 119918, 1851 nucleotides long. RefSeq lists its product as uncharacterized. Gene Ontology annotation, molecular function: alpha-amylase activity. Gene Ontology annotation, biological process: oligosaccharide catabolic process. The record is from RefSeq and is a predicted model, not a curated record. Bases 1 to 1851 code for a protein of 616 amino acids. The transcript has 4 exons. Lineage: Eukaryota; Fungi; Ascomycota; Eurotiomycetes; Chaetothyriales; Herpotrichiellaceae.